AGACAGCUAUUUCGAGAUGUCCCCUUCUUCUACCCUUAUUCAUUGUUCAUCAUUUUACUCACGGAUUUCCACUCCUCUGAAUUCAGAAUCUCACCCCACACCACUUUCUCUUCUCUUGCUUUUAUAACUUCCAUAAACUAAACUCUUUUUGUUUUCUUCCUCUUAAAACUCAUCCAUUUCUCAAUCUUCAAUGUUCAACCAACCCCCUUUAAUAAUCCUUAAAAAUUACUCCACCUUGUCAAUUAAUCGAUAAAUAAAUCCAAAAACAUGUUCUAAUGCUUUUUGGUGUUUUCCAGUGAUGUUUAUGUUGUUGAAAAACUCAGAAUUAUAACCCAAAACAACAUAACAUAAAAAAUUAAGAUGACCCUUCUGUUUCGAUCCAUGUCUUGUCGACUCGGCUGCGACUCGGCUAACUCGCCAACGAGUUCCUCUGUUUGGGAACAAGAAGGCGAAUAUGAAGAAACAGAGGAAGACGAAGAGUAUGAUUUUGAAGAAGAAGAAGAUGAUGAAAUUGAGGGUUUUGAGGGCCCGAUAUCAACCCCAUUGAUAGGCCCAUUAUAUGAUAAGAGUAAUAGUAGGAGAGAGAAAGAGAAUGAAAGUGGAAAUGGGCAGUUUCCAAUUCUUGCAUUUAUGGCGGCGGCGCUUAGGAAAUCACUCCUUGUAACUUGUAGUGUGGAGAGAGAAGAUAGUACAAAUGUUUCAUCCUUGGAAAUUAGUUGUCCUACAAAUGUCAGACAUAUUUCCCAUGUUACUUUUGAUCGCUUCAAGGGUUUCCUCGGUUUACCCGAUGAAUUUCAGCAUGAUAUCCUUAAACGGGUUCCUAGUGCAAGUGCAAGUGUGUUUGGUGUUUCUCCUCAGUCGAUGCAGUGUUCUAUUGACGAGAGAGGAAAUAGUGUGCCGACUAUACUUGUAAUGAUGCAAAAGCGCCUGUAUAAGGACGGAGGCCUUGAAGCAGAAGGAAUAUUUCGAAUCAAUGCUGAAAAUAGCCAUGAAGAGAGUGUUCGGAAUCAAUUGAACAAAGGGGUUGUUCCACAGGCAAUUGAUGUUCAUUGUUUGGCUGGACUAAUUAAGGCGUGGUUUAGAGAACUGCCAAAAGGAGUGCUUGAUUGUCUUACACCAGAACAAGUAAUGCACUGCAAUACAGAAGAUCAGUGCACUCAACUUGUGAAACUUCUUCCACCAAUGGAAGCUGCACUCCUUGACUGGGCCAUUAAUUUGAUGGCAGACGUCGUGCAGAAUGAACAUCAUAACAAGAUGAAUGCAAGGAACAUUGCCAUGGUCUUUGCCCCAAACAUGACUCAGAUGGCUGAUCCAUUAACAGCACUGAUCCACGCCGUACAAGUGAUGAAUUUUCUCAAAACUUUGAUCAUGAAAACUGUCCAAUCAAGGGAAAACGCUGCUGCAGAGAAAGCAAGGAUGAUGUCAUCAUGCUCGGACUCCCCGAACACAAUUAGCAGCAAUCCACACAAGUCCAUCUCAAUCGGAGAACUGAUUUUUGAGAAGCAGCAAGACGACGACAACAACAACAACAACAACAACAACAACAACAACAACAACACCAGUGGUAGUGAUCAAGUGCACAGCAUAAAGUUUAUGAGAAGUGUAACUUUAGACGACGAAUUCAGUCCUGAAAAAAAACAUAGAAAAUCUCAGGAGAAAAGCAAUGAAAGAAUCGCAUAUUGCUCGAUUUCGCAUGACAGUUCUCCAGUGGCUGCCAUAUCAGGAGAUGAAGAUAGAGAAGUGGAAGGGAUAUUGGAAAGAUUAAAAUUCAGAAAUGGGGUGAAAAAACUUUGCAGGCAUCCUGUUUUCCAGUUGAGUAAACCUACCAAAAAAACAGCUGAACUUGGGAUUGUAAAUAGUAGAUGAGAUAAGAAAAUAAUCACUGCCCAGUUUAGAGUGUGACCAGUCUCUAUAUGUUACUCUAGGAUAUGAUUUAUAUGAGUGCUUAAUUUGCUUACAGAAUUCAGAAUUCUUUGAUUUGUGGUGAUUUCUCUGAGUUUGAUGUAAUUUUUUUUUUAAUAGGAGCUAACCCAAGGGUUUCAGUUUCAGGUGAAUAAUCAUUGUUAGUACAAUAUUUUCCGACCUGGAAUGUUUCCUUAGUACUCCGUAUAUAUAUGUUUGAUCUUCAUAAAAUCAUCAAUAUAUGGUAUUGAACAAGUUUGGGAUAA
Molecule: messenger RNA, 2168 nt
Organism: Spinacia oleracea (spinach)
Lineage: Eukaryota; Viridiplantae; Streptophyta; Magnoliopsida; Caryophyllales; Amaranthaceae
Product: rho GTPase-activating protein 5
Exons: 5
Coding region: 361-1866 (501 amino acids)
Biological process (GO): signal transduction
Molecular function (GO): GTPase activator activity
Source: RefSeq, a predicted model, not a curated record